This is a messenger RNA of Hylaeus anthracinus, 14432 nucleotides long. RefSeq lists its product as uncharacterized. The coding region runs from base 2479 to 10998 and encodes 2839 amino acids. The record is from RefSeq and is a predicted model, not a curated record. Lineage: Eukaryota; Metazoa; Arthropoda; Insecta; Hymenoptera; Colletidae. The transcript is spliced from 9 exons.
AUUAAGAAAAUUCAUCAAAAACGCAAACACGAAUUAAAAUCUCUCAUAACAAAACUAGCUUUACAAAAACGAAAUAUCAGAGUAUUCUCAGAUUGUCAAACGUAUCAAAUUGAGAAUCGAAUCGUGAUUGGUCGAGGAGUUUUAAGAAGACAAAACAGAAGGAAAACAAGAAUAAAGUCCCUAGAUAUACAUUAAAUCUAUAUGUUCAAAAGAGAGGAAUAAUUUUCCUAGUAUAAUACGAAGCAAGUAAGAUUUGUCUAAAAUUUUCCAUUCAUUAGAAUACCAUCCACUUUAUAUGCAGUGUUCAGACGUGUCUUUAUUUUGUACUUUUAAGUGAAAAUAAAAGUAAAGAUAUUAUAUUUCAUCCAUUGUUUCAAAUUAAGCGGUCAAGUGAAACCAAGUUGGAUUCAAAAUAGACUCCGGUUGAAAUUUUAAACGAGAACGAACAGCAGCGCCACAAUUCCCUAUUAAACAAGGAACGUCAACCGUUCCUCGUUCUUCGGUCCGGUUCGUCCGGCUAGUCGUUCGCCAUCCAAAAUAUCCAGGCUGGCACGGUCGAGUUUACGAUUGUGUGCGUAGGCCCAAGUGUCUCUUUCGGUUCUGUCUCGUUGGUAGGUCUCGUGGUGGUCGGCCAUAUUGCGUAUAUGUACGUAUCGCCCAGUGACUCGCACGUGUAUGCAUGUGUACGUCAUACAUACACGCGUGUGCGUUUCCCGUUCCGCGAUUCGCAUAUCUCGAAAAAGAUGGCCGCCAUGAAAGCGUACGGUGGUGAUGUUGACGUCGUUCGCAGCAAGGCCGCGUCACGUCCUCGAAAAGCGUGAAUUGAACGCGAUCGUUCGAAUGCUUCCACGAUCCUCGUGGUGUGCCCGUACGAGGAAACGAUAUAUCGAAGAAGUUCUCGGUGAUAGAGAAACGCGAGUGCAGUGUUCACUGGAUCUCUCUUCUCCCAAUUGUCGACGAAAACGGCCAGAAACGGGAGAGAGGAGAAAGAAAAGAGGAAGAACGAGCGAAGAACGUGCUCGACGAGGGGUUGAAGGGAAUCGCGUGUGACAGAGAGAGGAACAAACGAGGAUCGGAGGUAGGAAGAGAAGAAAGAAGAGAAAGCUGGAGGUAUCGCGUGGAAAAUACAGCAAGGGUGAAUACGGAAGUGAAUAGUCGCAUGUAGAAUCGCGGGUGGUUGUGUGUGGUGCCGCGAGUGAAACAAAUGCGAGAGCGUCGUACGCGAACAAGCCUCUCUCUCGCCAAUGAUACCCUGGUCAACCUGUUUUUUGCGUUUCCACGGCGUUGCAUUUUACGCGUGACUCGAAACUCCAUGUCAACGAGGGACGGCCAUAUUAAUCCGUAGCCCCCGCCGUCACACUUAUUCCGAAGAAUUCUCGCUUCCUCGAAGGUGGUGUCUCGACAGUUUCACGAUCGUCGUUACUUUUAUUUGUGCGUAGCCCCGUGCGUUACCGUGUUCGUGUAUACGUGUUGUGUCGUGCCUUGUCCUCACGUCGUACCCCGGUGCCGUGUGCGUAUUUCGUGUUCGUGAUCCCCGACCACUUGGAUAUACGCGCUUACGUAGCCCUCCAGGUUUCGCCGAAUGACGGUACGCGUACGUGAUGCAUGGACAGCGGCACUAGCGUGUACAAGCAACAUAGACGACGGCCACUCCGCGAGUUCCGUGCCGCCCGAUGUUUGUGCAUCCUACCGAAACAAUUCACCGGUUCUCCACCACCGUGUCUACCCACUCUGCCAGCAGUACCACCCUUCCUAAAUCCUGCACUACCCACAGAAACUAGGAUGUGCUCAAAGUUGUUACGCUGCAUCCACUCAUCUCCACUAGUACCGAGAUCGCGCGACUCGCAGCAGAUGAUAACGGUGCAGCAGGAAUUGGCGUCGAAUUGGUAGUGGGCCUCGCCCGUGUCCUGGCUGAGACCACCCGGAGGGAACGAGAGGGAAGCAGGAUAAAACCCGGAGUCAGUCUGGAGAAGGGAAGAGGAACGGAGACCGGUAGAGAUAAAGCGGUAGAAAGGGGGGCGAAGAAAAAUAGGCAACGGGAAGGGGAAGGGAAAGAGAGAAAAGGAAGACGGAAGCGAAAGGGAAAAGAUUGGAGGGACAAGAACGAGGAGGCUGAGGGCAGAGUAAAGAAGAGAGGGAGGCUGGUCUCGUAGGAGGGCAUCGUCUAGAGAUCUUCCCAGUAAAUUCGGAAUCGAAACCUCGAGGCUGCGAAGGUCGCUGAUGUCCGCUACGAGCCCUGCCCCUACCCCUGCCACCUCGCCGUCGCCCGAACAGAACGGAACCGGAACACCCUUGGCCCCGUCGACGCCUGGGAAGCUUGCUUCGUUAACCGGCACCCUAGGCCUCGAUCCAAGAAGAAGGGACAAGUAUUCCUGGGAUAUUCUGUACGAGUCUCGUCGGCCACCACGCGCUCUCUCGCUAGGAACAUCUUUAGUGACACUGCUGCUGUACCGCCGAUCAGCUCGACCACCCCUCUGAAUGUCUUCGCACAUACAAAAGUCGUGCGUGGGGCUUGAAGCGACACUGAGUGACAGCAAAAAGAAGUACGGUGACAAGGUGAAUGCACUUCUGUCCGCCUGGGAGCAUGUCGCCAAUCUCAUUCCUGGGGCAACGCCAGAGGCCACCCAGGCUCUCAUAGAAUGGGUUCACAACCACACAUUGAAAUUGGUACUGCGCGGGGAGUGGCCGUCGUUGGCACCCGCGACGAAGACGCACCUCAGCGUAACUCUGCAGAGGUGUGCGUCUCACCUGGUGCAACACCCCGCUGCACCCAGGUGUACUGCCCUGAUAGGUCUGGUACACAAUCCAUGGGCACGUCCCGCUCUCGACAGUAUACUUAACGGCCAACCGGAUUCCGAACAUGAAGAGGAAUUCUGCUGUUCGGAGAAAGGCGAACUGUUAACGAUGAGGCUGGAGAUACUUUGCGAGGACCGCUGCGAGGACAUAGCAGUGAACCUCGCCGCCGCUUGUGUUCGUUCUCUGCGGCGGAGCGAUCGGUUGCGCUCGCUGUCGGAUUCUCAACACGUUCACUACAUGAUCGACGUCUACAUUGUUCUCCUGUUUAAAUUGAAACGCAUGCAAGAUAUAUUCGCUCAAUUAAAAUUAAUGGACAUCCGCGACGGAUUGGAGUUGGUCCAAAGACUCAGCGGCGAAAGACCAACGAAAUAUGGAACUGCGCGUGUUUGGAGGAAUUCGGUAAAGGCUGCCGAAUUAGUUGCACAAUAUCUCGUUACCGCCGGCAUGGUUAGCCCCGUGUCGGACACGGGUGCGCAUAUUUUGGAACAAAUUCUCAGCUCCUGGGCGAUAUUGCAUUCGAAAUUAAAGGACGUCGACACUCCGUUGCCGGGGGUGAUAAGGAAAUUAAUCGAACCCGCCGAGAGCGCCCAGCAUAUCUACAUCUUUUGCGCCGUGCUUGCGAAACAUUUUGGCGAUAGCAUAAAGCCUCUGGUGAUCGAGCUGUACAUCAGGGCGUUGACGACGGACAUGAACGAGCUGGAGAGUCAAAAGGCAAAGUCCGACAAGGAGAAGGUCCGCGAGACCGCGAAACGUUUGAGCGCUCAAUUCCUUAAACUGGCGGUAGUGGUUGACAGCAACAUCGGCAUCGCUCGGGAAUGCGUUCUUACCGCGUUUUCUCUGCAUCCUACGCGAGCAUGCUACGACAGGAUCAAAGAGAUCGCUGUGGCUUGCGGAAAGACGAAAGAGGAUGGGUCAACGGCCGAUGAAAAUGUUGACAAGCUGAAACACGCGAUCGAGAAUAAUCAUUCCAACGCAGGGUUGACGCAGAACGAGAACGCCACCGUGGAGAAGAACGAAAAUGGGGAAUCGUCUUCGUCUUUGUACGGUUCAUCCUUGCUUUCGACAUCCUCGUUGUCCGACCCGAGCGCAGCUGUUACGACGUCGACGGUAAUGAAGAAGGGCAUCGAUUUUCAGAACGGCCAAGUGUGCAAGAACUUUGAUCGGACGGAUCAAUUAUUGAAAAGUCUUUUAACCGCUCCAAGAAAGGGCGAGUCGACGCUGAAAGCGGGCGACAGGUGUCCCUUACAUGCGAAGAGAGAACCACUGUUCAAUGAACCGCUGGGCGAGCUUUGUUUUAAUUGCGGCGAGUUUACAGGGACCGAUAUCGCCGACCAAAAGGCCAAGGAUACGAACGAAUCGACGUCUGGGAACGUGGAGAGAUCGCUGGAUGCGUUGAUACUGAUCAAAGGCGACGCUGUCACGGGUUCGUCGAAUUACGAUGAGAAAUCGGUGCCGAAUCAAGUCCUGGACGCGGAGAAGCUUGGCUUGUCGCCGCAACUUUGCGAUGAUUUGGCGGUGGUUCUGAGCAGUCCUCGCUAUCACAUGCUCAGCUGGGUGUUGGAUUGGAAGGAGCUGAACAGCCUGUGCGAGAGAUACUUAGAGAACGCCGAAGAGAUGAGAAACACCAACAAAGAACUGAAGUAUCUCAAUAUCGAUUAUUCGCAAUUCAAAGAUUGGCCUUCGGAAGACGACACCAAGGAUAUCUUUUUCGGCAUCGAGAAGGGAUACGAGCAAUGGGUCGACAUGCCUUCCGACAACUCUGAGCAGUUUGGUAGCUUUCAGCCUGCUGGAACGUACAAGAGAUCCUCGACCAGAAGGAGUCUCGACGAUACUACCACGGAUUCUGACAGCGGAAGUGUACUUCGCAUCAGGAGGACGGGAAAGCAAAGGAAGAUUCACAGGCUGGUGUCAUCUGAGAGCGACUACGACAGCGCGGAACAUAAAAUGAAACACUUCAGGAACACGGUCAGCUCGUUGUCUGACAGCGACAGCAACACGCAAGACAGUCAGGCGGAUAGUCUUGGUAGCGAUAAUUGUCGAUUAGAAACGAAGAAGAAGACCGGUAAAUCGUCUGGCAAGGAGGCGAACAAGAAACGUCCCAAGUCGGCGAAAUUGACCGUGGAGUCGGUCUCGCAUUUUCACAUGCUCGUCAACGAGAACGUUCGACGCACGAAUCCAAACGAAGAUGCGAGCGGUUCCGACGUGAGCAGCAACGAUAUCAUAACACUGUUCUCAGCCGAUAUGGACGAGAACAAACGCGAGACGAUCAAAGGCUCGGCGUACACGGCAGCCGCGCCGUUGAUAAUCACCGAAAGAAGAAGCGACCCCGCGGUACUUAAAUCUCUGAGAAUGUUCAGGCCACAGAACUCGAAGAAGCCCACAAGAAUUUCACAAAUAUUGCAAAAGAAUCUGCUGAACAAGAGCAAGGACAAUAAUUUAGAAAAUAACGCGAACAGCGUGACGAAAUUCGCCCCCAUGCUCAGCACGUUGAACUUGAAUCCGAAGAUAGUGUUGACCAGGGCGGACGAGAUCGACAGAAGACUGAUUUGUUCGAAGAAACAGCAACGAUUGAGCACAGGCGACAUCACCAGCGAGCUGAUGAACAUUCAGAAGAACAUGCCGUUCUCGCCGAACAAGAACGCGAUGUCUACGUAUCAGAAGCAGAAGGGGAACAGAGGAACGAACACGACCAAGUCGGAUCUAGGUUCCAUCAACAGGGGACGAGACUUGAACUCCAAGUCGAAUUUAGGGAAGCGAAAGUUCGAUAUCCUCGCGAAAGCUGUCAGAGACUCGGACAUAUUGGCGAAAAAUGUUCCAGGCUUGAACUCGUUGGACAUGAUGGUGCCGCCACGAAUGCGACCCACCGUGAACGUAGUGCAACUCUCUAGAAACAUUCCACAGAGCCCGAAUUCGGGCUCGGUUAACAGCGGCAAUACUCCUCCUAGACCGAAUAGAACACCGAGCGUGGCUGGAAACAUUCAAUUGCCUGGCACACCCUCCUCUGGGGGACACGACAGCGGCGUGGGUAUGAGCCCGGCCGGACAGACACCUCCUCCCAGAUCGUCGACUCUUCCCGACGUAGGCGAGGAGGCGAAUCAACCACCCGAUGGCUCGCCGACUUCCUCGAUGACCACGAACGUCUCUAGUCAACUGGAGCCGGAUUCGAGUCCCAGAACAGCGCCGAUUCGUCGGAAUCAGCAAAGUCAGUCGCCCAAAAAGUCGCCUUCUCCUUGUUCCGCAGUCACGACGACGACCACCACCACCACCACCACGACAAGCUCAGCCGUUGCUACGGCUACCGCAAGCAUCGCGUCCGAGCAGUUGCAGAUCGUCUGCAAACCGGACGGUACUUAUCAGUUGGCCUCCGUGAACCCAAACGUCGUAUCCAGUCAAAGGAGCGUUCUCAAUCUGCAAAAUAUAGACGACGGGGGAAGCGUUGGUGGCUUCUCUCGGCAGACCCAGCACGGAGAGAACGCAACCAGCAGAAAUACGUACGAUAGACUAACGUCUACGAAGACAACCGCGCAAUCCGGACAAAACGCUGGCCUGCCAAAGUUUCAGCAGGCGUUCCGUAAAACUAUAUAUACGCUUUCGACGGAUGCAUCGAGUGGCACCACCAGCGGCCCAGCGACGGAGACGCUCGUUCAAGCGGCGUCACCGCAAAAGACAACGAAUCUCUCGAAGGCCGUACAAACGUCCGUGCCCAACGCUCAACAGUCGAAUCCAUCCGCGGGAAUCAAUGUGCAGUCCAUCGCAAACAUUCCGACGAACGCGUUGCAGCUGUCCACCGGCAGGCAGAUACUAAACAUCGUGCAGAGCUCUGGGAAUAACGCGAACGUGGCGACCAGCCCGAAUACCAAUCAAACGCUGACGCAACUAGUGCAGAGCGUGCAAAAUGCCUCGCCUGGUGUGAUAUACACGCACAAAAUUCCUGUAACGAUAUCCACCACGAAUCCAAGUCAACUGAACAUCAUACCCACUAUAUCGCACGCAAACUCGAUACCAACGGGAAGAACACCGGUAGUCAAGUUGAACAUUAUCCGUGCUACGACUCCUUUAAGGCAACAGAACAUCACUGGAGCCAUCCAAGCAGUUCUGACGGCUCCCAGAUUGCAGCAGCAACAGCAGCAACCUCAACCGCAGCAGCAACAACAACAACAACAACAACAGCCACCAGCAGUUAGAACGGACAGUUUGAUCGGCUCUCCCAUCGAAGUCCCGAAUCAAGUCAGUUCGACGACUCUGGAACAACUGAGGGAGUUUGAGAGCGUGUUGGAACAAGUAAAGGAGAGGAGCACUAUACAACCGCAGUCUCAUCAAAUGAUAUCCACCGCCGCUACGACUACCGUGCAAACGCAAACGACCACCCAACAGACCCAAGCUACCAAACAACAACAGCAGCAGCAACAACAGCAACAGGUUUCCGUCAGCGCUCUCGCGCAGCAACUCUUGAUGCCCACGCAGCAAGCCACCAACACCGACUUCGCGAGCAACGGCAACACGGUCAAUUUUCAACAGGAUAUAUUCUCUCAGAAGGUUUCCUUGGCUUACGUGAAUCAAAAUACCGCGGCAACAGGAACUGCCAAGACUCCCAACACCGCUCCUGUCGUCGUGGUGACGAGUUACUGUCAACCAGCAGCCUCUCCGGCCUUGAGCGUCACUUCUCAGAGUUCUUCCAGCCCGUGCGUCACACCAGCACCCGCGCCCAUACCAUCCGCAGGAAAGACGCCGCCCACGCCACCCUCCUCGAAGACGGUGAAGAAAUCUGCGCCCAAGACCGUGAAAACCAGCGCCACGAACACGUCCAAGGCGUCGCCGAUCCCCAAGCCGCAACAGAAACCUCAAGAGGACGAACAGACCGCUCAGAGGAUCUACGCCAUCUUGGACGAGUACGCGGAGCAGCUGCGAAACUCGCCCGAUCUGAACAACAAACCAGCGCCGAGGAGACGAUCGAAUCCGCCGACGAAUCCUAGUCAGUCCUCGAAAAGGAAGAAGUCCAGCGCGAACAAGGCGAAACCGGUCGGUCAACAAAACUCGGAGCUGAGCCCCAGCACUGACGACCUCGGCAGGACCAUGGGCAGCGAGGAUUCCUCCAGCGGUGUCGUUCACGUGCAGGACAGCCCUGCUGCAGGCUUCCCAGCUCCCGAGGAAUCCACCAGCAAUGUCGGAAACGUCACAGACGCCAGCGCCGAAGUUCGAAACCUGACCAACGAUUCCAACGACGGAGUCGAGCUGAACGUCAAGAGGCGAAACCUGAUUUUCGCCGAGCCUGGCUCUGGACAGCCGAGAGCUGUGAUCGUCCAGGAGGCCGUGCAGACGAGUUCCGUGAGCGUAAGCGAGGCUCUGGCCUCCGUAACAGGAAAAAUGGGAAGCACGGCUGUCCUGGUUCCAGGCACCAAUUACAUCCUGCCGAUGAACCUGAUGAAGGGCGGCCAACAAUUCACGAUAGUGUCCAGCGGAUCGAAGCUACUCGCCACGGUGCCCGCGACGGUUCGAACCACUGGGAACACCGGCGUCUCGAACACUUUGGUACUGCAAUCGUUUUUGAAUCAAGCGGGGAAAAUCAUCUCGCAGCCGGCACAGGUAAAGCAAGUGAAGAUACCGACGUUGCAGACAUUGUCUGGCAAUCAGACGCUAACGGCCGCGCAGAACGUUCAGGCAGCUUCCGUAGUCAUUCCUCCGAGUGGAAACGGUGGCCAAUUUACCGCGGAGACAGCGACGGCGACGGCAACGGAGAAGAGUAAUAUCAUCGGUGACUUGACCAUGGCGAAAACCGAUACAGUCACGGGUGGAGUGCCCGUCGAGCCGCCUUCAAACGCAAUCGUCGUGAACAAAAGUAAUUCGGCUAUUGGUUUGAUUCAACGAAAUUUGAACGAAGCUUCAGAGAGCCAACAGAUAUGCGGGGUUAUUACCAGCAAUCCCAACUUGACUCUUCAGGGAACGAGACUGUUCAAUUCGUCUAUACACAAAUUGUCGACGCCUACGGGACUGAAGUCUGAGAAUGUGGUGUGUCUGACACCGACAGCAGCAACGAUCGCUCACACAACCGAGAAGAAACCAUCGCAGGAGUCCCAAGUUCACAAUGAGAAGCCAGUUUCCAUUCAAACGGGAGCCACGAUCGCGUUAGCUUUCGCUACACAGUCGGACGUUUCCAUGCUGAACGACAGUCAACAACAACAACAGCAACAAAAAGAUAUGAAGGAGAUAUCGACGGAUAUAAUCCACGGCGGCAAGAUCAUCUCCCCGAAGGCAGUGAAAAGAAAAAUCGACGACGCUAUGGGUAUGUCGGCGAAAGUUCCGAAAACCUUGAUAGCUUCCAACUCUGUCGUUUGUUCGAGCAACGCCAGGUCGUUGCAGAAUAACGCGGCUGUCGAUUCCAUGUCCACGAUCGUGACCAGCAAACAACCAGGGAUAAUGGACAAUGCGACACAGUUCUUGGUAACCGGCGGUCCAAGCAGUUCCGACAGUCAAGAGUCGCCUAUUCAGCAAUCCAGCGAGGGUAUCGACGUGUCCUGCAAAGUUGGAAACGGCUUAUUGUACGGAAACGCGAGGUUACAAGAAGCUUGGGAACCGGAAGGCAAAGUUUCGCCAGACACGCCGUGGCGAUACGUUCCUACGUCCACGAAUUCUCUGAACAUCGAGCCCCUGAACUCCAGAUACGCCGACAACCCAGAGAACGUGCAGAGCGUUCUGCAGAUUAUCAACAAAGGCCAGGGUAUCGAGAUGGCGGGCGGACAGAUUUAUCAAACCAACACGAAAAAGUAUUUUAUGAAUCACACUUUGGAGCCGUUUCAGCAAUACACGAAUAAAAGUAACAUGAUGAAGACGCCGCUGACGCCCAGAUUGGAACGGGAACUGUUGCAGCAAAAAAUGGAGAGGAAAGCCGCGGCAAUAGAGCGCGAGAUGAGGCUACAGAAAAGUUUGUCCGAGGAAUGCGAGGAUCUGGGGGUAGACGAACCCAGUACCAGCGAUUUGUUCCCUGAAGCUGACCUCUUGUUCGACACGAAUCACUCGCCCUCGUUCGAUCACUCGUCCCAAGACGCGUCGUGCAGUCAGCCGCUAGGUAUGAAAUCGUAUGGCGGUUCUUAUUUCCGUUCUCUGGAUUCGUCGAGCGGGAGCAGGGACGCCAGUCCCGUCGCCGACUUCAAGGUAAACGAACGUAGAAAAAUCACCAGCCAGCGGACAAGGUCCUCGAAGGACUCCUUGAAGAGAUCGAAGAGGGAAAAAGUGGAAGAUCUCCAUUUGGAAAAUCCAGUGAAGCACUUGCGAUUAACCUUGGACAACUCGAGCCAGGACGAGGCGUCGAACAGUAAUUCCGAUGUCUCGAGACUCUCGCCUACGAACUUGGGAUCCUUGGAGAACGACUCGUUGAAGAACACCGGUCGAACGAAGAUCGUGUCGAGGAACGGAUCGAAAGAGGGCUCGCCGAGCAGCGUAUCCAGCAUUCCAUCUAACAUGAAGCUAGACAUAGACCUGGACUCGGAAUCGCUACCGCCAACCAUCAACGUGAACAACGUGUCCGCGGCGAGCUCCGGCGACGAAAGUCUGACUCUGCUCAGCGGUAACACCGCAGACGUUACCAUACCCUCGCCGCUCUCGCCUAUCGCCGGACCCAUGCUGUCCACGCACAAAUAUACUUACACCAAUAAGAAACGCAUAGCGUCCAAGGUGACGAGAAUGGAUUACCUUUCCUGGGAGAGUCCAAUGUCCGAGAGGAUGAGAUCGAGCAGCGACGAGGAGGAUUCCAGCGUGAGCGAGUCGAUCGGCAGCCAACCAGAGGAGAACGCUCUGAGCAACGGUCUCGACGACGCAGUGCAAAGUCUCAAGUCGUUGUCCAGCGAACGGCGUUGCAGUUAUUUGAAAAAAAAGGAGAAGCUAGAGGUAAACACGAGGGUGGUGCUGAAUCGAUCCGAUCACAAGUCUGCCAGUCUCUCGAAGCGUAUAAAAGCGUCGGAAUCGAUCCAAGACUCGAUGAUGAUCUCCAGCGACAAGGCCUCCGAGGCCUCGGAUGACGAGACGAGCAACAUCGCGCUAGUCGAACCCGAUUGUCGAGCGAGACGAUCGAGCUUAAGGGGUCACGUUAAGAAGGGAUGCGCCUGCUGCAACGGUUCCCCGGAACGACCGAAGAAAAAAUCCGUCAAGUCGGAUCAUUCGAGGCUAAAGAAACGAUUGUCCGCGAAACAGGCUGGGAAGAAAAGGUAGUCCUAGCGUUCGACGAAGGCUCGACGGAGCAUCGCGUGUUCUAUCGUAAUGGUGCACGCGUCCCUGGGACGCGUUGUCCAGUCCAGUCCAAUGACGGAAGAGAGAACGGAGCUUUCGGACGAUCGAACUCGUCCUUGGGGCCUCUGCGUCGACGGACGAAGCUAGAACCGGAAGUGGAAGACGCUAGAAGCCGGGGGACGCGUCGAAGGAUACCGUGAGGAUUCGUGUUGGGGUCGCUUGGGAGGGCGAUGAUCCAUAGAAAUACCAAGCUUCUUGUACAUAUGUAUCGGCAAAAGAAACUUUUAUUGCAGCCUCGUGACUCGGUGUGCCUAUACCAUGCAUAGGCAAAUGAUUUGUUAACCGCGAGACAGAUAUCUCCGUAAAUAUAAAUUGAACACUGACAAUUCGUUUCGCGCGGUGUGGGAGGGAACGAAGAACGAUUCGUCAGCAGAUUCUCGGGCGAGAAUAGAUCAUCCUUUUACCACUAGAUGUUACUAUGAUACGUAGACGUAAGGUACAGAUUAUAAUGAAUGGCAGACUUAGAUUAAAUCGUUAAGAAUAUUAGAGACGCAAUCUAGUCAAGAGAUAAGGUUUCGUGGCGAGAAUUUGGCGUGUUUAAAAGAGAGAGCGAACGAGAGAUAGAGUGAAUGAGAAAAGGUAAAAAAUAAAGAAUAGAAUGUAUAUCCGGUUGUUGAUAGACCCCCUCGCAGAGCCUGAAUUUAUAAUUCUGUCUACUGUAUCUAUCAUAACAAUACUAUUCCACGUUCUAACACGGUGUGGUCAGACUGAGUAGACAAAAUAGUCUAAUAGAUCUGGUUCGGCGAAUUAACGUAGUAAGACACGCAUUGAACUUUUGCCUUUCCGCGUAACGCUUCUCGAUAACAUAGUACCCUAACUGUAUAAUAGGGAAGAUCCUUGUAAAUUGUAGCGUCGUACCUUGAAUCGAAGAAGUCGACGGGAGAUUAAACGGACGAUCGAUCGAAGCGGAAUCAUCACGAUGAAAUAGUAGAGGGUAUCGAGAAGAAAUUGAUGUGGAAGGGGUGCGGGGGGGAGGGGAGGGAGCAUAGAGAAAAUGAGGAAGUUUAUAUAAAUAUUAUAAUUGAAAUCAUCUUUUCUGUCGUACGGGCCGACCAUACCUUAUCACGGUGCAUGUAAAAAAAAAAAAGUACCCAAAAAACUGUACAUUACGUAGAUAAUUCAUUAAAAGUAUAAUAUUAUAUCGCUGCACUUUAGUACAAAAUCGCUUCACCUUAUUUCAGAAUGACAGGUUUAUAUCAUCUUUCGGUGUGCUGUCGUGACGCGUGAGAAUGCCUGCAAUUUAUUAUAAAUUAUAAACAAACAAAAGAAGAAAAAAAUGAAAAAGAAACACUUGUAAAGGUUGUGCGAUAUAAGCUAUGGAGAACACGACGCUCGAUCGAACUUUUGCGUAAAUUUCUUUUCGCGCUUUGAUCGCGGAGUGAUCCAUUCGAAAUUUCUCGCGUGUAAAUGGCUAGAAUUUGUUAGUUGAUGCGCGUGUUAUAUAUAUAUAUAUUAUAUAUUAUAAUAUAUAUUAUUAUAAUAUAUAUAUUAUCUCCGGCGCAAAAAGCUAAGAGUUAAGAAUGUUGAAAAGUAAUGUUCCUGUGAAUUGUCUCCUUUCGUAAUAUGAACCAAAGUGGCUCCGUUUAAAAGGAAAACAUAAAAAAAAGAUAGCAGGUGAGGGAGGAGGGAGAAAAGUAAUGGAGAGAGAUGCAUUAAAUUGUACUGUCUUUCUUGCAAUCGGAUGUAAAUUGUAUUAGUUCUAUUGCUUCACUUUGAACGUAUUAAUGUAAGGUAGAUAUUCUCCGUUUUCGUUUUUCCAUUCUGUCGACGAUUAGUAAAACUCUACCUCGUGCACGCGUCGAUCAUCAUCUUUCUCGUAGUUCUCGUCGCGGUUUAUCAGCAAUUUAUGCAACGCGUAUUAGUCGAAGUAAUCGCCCGCUGAUGCUCGAACGAUUCGCGAAUCAUUUCACCGGAAGCUGCUACAAGGGUGUCCUGAAGGCUGGCAUAGACAAUCCGUAAUCGGUAUUACGAAAUACAUAUAAAGACUAGUGGCAACCUCGACACCGGCGUGUAUAUAUUUCUCUUAUCAGUAAUUAUCAAUACGAACACGCUCCCAGCCGUGAUUCUCUCCAAACAUUGUCGUAACAGACAUCUUCGCUGCUAGAGUUGGGCAUAUUUUUAUGCAGAUAACGAGUAGCGCUUUAUCUACGUCUACACUUUUAUUAACAAGUCACGAAGGAAGCGUUACUCGAACAACGUUUUAUUCGGAAGUCCUUUACACGAAUAAAAAUUGCACCCAGAGAAAAGUUUAUUUUCCGCCGACGAGGCCUGGAUAAAUUAUUGGAAUAAAAUCAUUUUUUUUUUUAACUAGAUGAUCGUCUAGAUAAAGAUUUAUUCUAAUAACGCUCAACUCUGCUAACCAAAUCGCGCGUUUUCAGUUUCGUUUCAUUCCACGCGAUGUCCCGUAAGCCAGAGUACAAGUAUUAUUUUUCUAAACGAAGAAUCUUUUCUUCCGAAAUAGUAUCCCGCGUUCUCUGCUUACUUUUCAACGAGGAACCGUUCUCUUGGUCACGCCACGAAUUAUGGGACACUCUGUAUACGCGUAAAGCCUUUUUGUAAAUAGCAUUCUACCCUAACUUCCUCGGAGUGCCACUUUUCACCGAGUUUCUCGAGAAACCUCCUCGAAAUCGUUUUCGAAGCGGAUCCGACGAGUUUCCAGCGGUGCGCGGGUCGACGAGAAAGAAACCGAGUUAUCGCUAUUGUCUAAAAUUAAGCUCUUAUCUUCCUGUACAUUUAAACCGAGGUAAGAAGAGAAAGUGGCGGAAGGAAAGAGAAGAGGGGGAAGCGAAUGAAACGAAAACGGUCCGCGUGUAGCUGCUACACGAUAGGGACGGGCAAAAUUCGUAACGACGAUCGCGAAUAACGAAUAAAAAUCGAACAUCUUGUUAUUCGUUGGCGAUUUUAGUUUGAAUUCGAUCGAUAAAAUAUAGAAAAACUAAACUGUGUGACUAUAUUCGAUCAGGUAAAGAUCGCGAAUAAACGUACGAUUUUAUUCGCCUGUUCGAAUAAAAUUUUGCCCGUCUCUGAUACACAAAAAUAGACGGACGGAGACGUUUAGAAGUGAUGCAUCUGUGUGUAGAUGUAAAUUUUCGAUGGGGGUGUCGCACCAAGAUAAUAAUACGUAUUUUUUGAUGGGCUGGACAAGAAAAAAAAAAAAACGUCGUUACAUGUAGCUUAUACGUUAGAGCAAAGCAAGCGAGCGCAAGAGACCAGAGAGAGUGUGAGGGAGUGACUGUCGAAGAGUAAUUCGGUUGUCGGUGACAGCCUGGCCUUUUUUGCCACCUUUAGUCGUACCAACCGCAUUUAUAAUAGAGGGGUAACCGUAGUCUUCGUAAAAAAAAAAAAGAAAAAAACAA